This is a messenger RNA of Seriola dumerili (greater amberjack), 2871 nucleotides long. RefSeq names its product transmembrane channel-like protein 7 (gene tmc8). The record is from RefSeq and is a predicted model, not a curated record. The coding region runs from base 271 to 2412 and encodes 713 amino acids. NCBI's taxonomy places the organism in Eukaryota, Metazoa, Chordata, Actinopteri, Carangiformes, Carangidae. Gene Ontology annotation, molecular function: mechanosensitive monoatomic ion channel activity. The transcript has 16 exons. Gene Ontology annotation, cellular component: plasma membrane.
CAUCUGCUCCACCUGCCAGAGAUUGAGACAUACCAACAGGGGUUGGCCAACAGUGCUAACUACCAGCCCAGCCGCUCAGGGGUCUUCACUUCAGUGUGACGUUGGCGUGAGGAGCAAAAAAAAAAACAAAAAACCCCGGAUAUUUUGGUGCAGAUUGCGGAAGUAAUUUUAGAAUUUUGACUUACGCCUUCGGUGGAGAUGUAUGUUGACUUGUGUUGUAUAUGAAGUGAGAAGAUUCGGUGCUUAGAGAGGAACUUCAGGGAGAAAAAAAUGGAGGAGAACAACACUGUCAACUUCAAGAGACUCUUAUCAGAUGAGAGCACUCAAUCCACCCUGUCGCUGGACUCCGACUAUGAGUACUAUCAGACAGAGAUAUUUGACCAGCUGCCCAGCAUCCAGGCUUGCCGGCCAGAGCAGAACAGACAGGGUGUUUUGGAAGUGUGUGAGGUCUACCAGGGCAGCCCAGAGCCGGGGGAGAAGCUCAUCAAUGGCCACCUGUCCAGAGGACCCAGAGACAAGCUGUCUAUGCAGCCACUCAGAAACUUGGCCAUGUGUAUUCAGGCGAAGCGAGAUACCAGGGACAGGAGGAAGAUGCAAAUCAGAAAUAUUGGCUUUUGGGAGUCCUGGAGGCGGGGCCAGAGCAUCAACAGGAAGAGGGUAUGGGCACAGAUGGGAGGAACUCUAUCAAGCCUGUUGCCAUGGCAGCACACUCUCCACACCAUUGAAGGCAGGUUUGGUGUGGGCGUGAAGGCCUAUUUUGUUUUCCUCAGGUAUCUGAUUUACUUGAACCUAAUAAACUGUGCUCUUAUCUGGGGUUUCAUUCUGGGGCCUACAACAUUUUAUGGCUGGAGCAACAGCAGUGAACCAUUGAAGUUUGGAAGCAAUGACUCAGUUUUAGACUUCUUCCUGGGAUCUGGUUAUCUGGAUCGUUCUCCAGUCUUCUUUGGUUAUUAUACACGUGGUUCCCUGAAUUUGCCAUGCUUGAAUACGCCUCUGCUGUACCUGGUUGGAAUCAUCACCAUCUUCUUCCUCAGUCUCAUCAUGGUAGUCCGCAGAACGACAGUUGGCUACAAGCACACCUGGAUGCUCGGGAAGCGUUACAGUAUGAAUGUGAGCUAUAAGAUCUUCUGUGGCUGGGACUUCAACAUCCAGGACCCUGAUGCAGCGACUCUCAAACACAGCUUCAUCAGGAACGACCUCAAGCUGUUCCUGGAGGAGCAGAGUUUCUCCCUGCGUGAGUCUCAGAGGACACUUAGACAGCGGGUGCGUCUCUACCUGCUCAGGUUCAUCCUCAACGUGCUCGUUCUGUCUCUGCUGGGCGGAUCCUUCUGCCUCAUCUACUUUGCCACAAAAACAUCACUGAAUGAGAGUGGGCACUAUGGGUUGGUCAGUCUGUUCCUCCAGUAUCUUCCUCCCAUCACCAUCACCUCUCUCAACCUGGUCUUCCCUUACAUCUUCCAUAAGAUCUCGUCUUUUGAAGACUACUCUUUCACCAUGCAGGUCAAUGCCACGCUUGUGAGGAGCAUCUUCUUGAAGCUGGCUUCACUGGGGAUCUACUUAUUUUUCCUCUUCCCAACAGCAGGACAUCAACAACAUUGGUGCAGGGAGAACCAGUUCGGCAGAGAGAUGUACAAGCUGUGCAUUUUCAACUUCCUCAACACUUUCUGCAACGCCUUUCUUGUGGGCUACCCCAGGAAGCUGCUGCGGGAGAAAUACCCGACAUCCUUACUGACCCGGUUGCUGGGGAAACAACACUUCCCGAUCACUUUGUAUGUGUUGGAUCUGGUGUACAGUCAGACAGGGUCCUGGGUGGGGAUGUACUACUGCCCUCUGCUGCCUCUCAUAGGAACUGUCACACUGGUGGCCACGUUCUACAUUAAAAAGUUCACGGUCCUGCAGUGCUGUGUCGCGGAGCACCGAAUGUUUCGAGCCUCCACUUCUUCAGUUUUGUUCCACUUCAUGUUGCUGCUCGGUCUCCUCAUGGCUGCCACCACAGUGGGCUUCGAAUUCUACCAGCAGGACGGGACACUGAACAAUAUAGACAUGUCCUCCUGUGGUCCCUUUGGAAAUGGAGAAACGGUGUUUAAUGUGACAGGAGUGUGUGUGAAGAGUCUACCCAGCCUGGCACAGAGCACUCUGCGCUACCUGUCCUCUGAGGCCUUCGCCCUGCCGCUCAUACUAGCUGAAAUUAUAAUCUUAACCUCAUAUGUGUCACGGGGGCGAGCCAAUCAGAAGGCCAUUGAGAGACUGAAAGAUAUGCUGAUUAUGAGUAGCUCAGAUAAGCGUUUCCUGGUGAAACAGCAUACCACAAUGCUCCGACGUAAGAAGGAAACCCGCAAAGUCCGUUCUGCAGCCAUCGGAGAGGACGCCCCCCCUCAGUUACUGGAAAGACCCCCUCUCCAUGCAAACUGAUUAAAGUGCCUAAGCUGCUGGGCCUAUGUGUCCACAGACUUCCUCUUAACAAAUAAAGCCUUGCUCUGGCUGACCAGAAAACCAGCCUGGACGCCUGGAACUGCCUGUGAAUAAAAACUUUCUACCAGACUGAUGAACUCUCACCUUUACACUUGAUAUACAAAGACAAGACGUGUAGUUGUUGUUUUUCUGCAAAGUUCACAGUUGUCUUAAUUUAAUCCUCAUAUGAUGUGUUCUCUUAUUUUUAGUCAAGUCAUUUUUAUGUGGCUGUACAUUUCGAUGGUUAUCUUAUGUUGUUUAUGAAUGUGUUAAGCUUGGUUUAUACAAUUUAUAGACCGUGUAAAUAAAAGAUUUUAUGCAGAUGAAUAUACACAUAGAUUCAUAGACAUAAUAUUUUUAAUUAUAUUCCAAAAUGCCUCUUGUAUUGUACAUGUAUUCAGUUAACUGUGAAUGUUUUUU